Molecule: messenger RNA, 3855 nt
Organism: Corvus hawaiiensis (hawaiian crow)
Lineage: Eukaryota; Metazoa; Chordata; Aves; Passeriformes; Corvidae
Gene: CCDC117
Product: coiled-coil domain containing 117
Exons: 5
Coding region: 155-1123 (322 amino acids)
Source: RefSeq, a predicted model, not a curated record
CUGGAAGGAGCUGGGCUGUAGCGGCGGCUGCAGCCGCGGGCCCGGCUCGGCCCGGCUUUCGUGCGUGGCUCCUGCGGGAGCUCUCGGGCAGGGCCGGCGCGUGGCGCAGCGCGGAUUACGGCGUUGAUGUGCGCUUUCUGCCCCGCGGCAGGAAAUGGCAGCGCUAGGCAGAUCCUGCCACGGUAUCCCGGCGGGCUCGGCCGUGGAGCUCCCCGCGGCUCCGGCCGCUGCCCCGGACCGCCACGGCCCGCAGCCCUUAGUCGGCAGCCACGGCCGUCUGCAGCCGCCCGGGAUGGUCAUGGCAGGGAUCGGAAACGACGGCGCCGAUGGAUCCUCCGGUCUCUGUCUGCAGAGCAGCUUCGACCUGGCCUCCCUGGCCGCGCUCGGGAGCCACAGCGAGGGGCUUACGGUGGCCCCGGUGAGCUCCUUCAGCAGGAGCCGCAGCCAUGUCUCUGUGCGAUGUGGAAAGAAGCAUAAGCUAGAAGAAGAGGCAGAAGGCUGUCCUGUGCGGAAGAAGAGACUGACAGGAGCCAAAAAUUGCCCUUUGAAUCCCAACACUGAAGAAUGGAUUCUUUGUGCAGGUCAGCAGGCAGCUGGGGAGGUAGCAAGUCAGUAUGGUGGCAGCGGUCCUGAAACUGCCAUGUUAGAAAUUCCCUGUGAAGAAAUGGAUCAGACAAUGGGGGAACAGCAAUGCGAGGUUGCUCGCAGGAAACUUCAGGAAAUUGAGGACAGGAUAAUUGAUGAAGAUGAGGAAGUUCAUGCUGAUGGAAAUGUUAGCAAUCUGCCCACUCUUAUCCUGUCAGAUACCCUUAAAAAAGGGAUGAAGAGGGAUUUUGGUGAAGUCCUGACAAAGAAAAUAAUAGAAUCUAUGAGCCGUCCUUCUAUGGAGCUGGUGCUUUGGAAACCUCUUCCUGAAUUUAUGACAGAUAAACUGAAGUCUGUUUCUGUUAAAAACUUCAAGCAGCAAAGUACAGAAGGGUGUCAAGCUAAGCAGCCAUCCCCAAGAGCUCCUUUUGACCCACAGACUGAAACGUUCCCUGGAUCGCAACAGACUGCCAUGUCUCCAGAUCCAUAUGCUAGUUUGGGAAUAUCUGGGUGUGCAGAAGAAGAAAUGGAGUUGUAGAUGCCAGAUUUUAGACUGGAAGUGGUGAGCUUCUGAUGCUUAUUGUUGGUGGUUUUUUAUUUUUUUUUUCUGGUUUGAUGUGUGAAUCUGAAGUUAUAUUAUUUGGUUUUUGUUUUCUUACUAACCAUCAUAAGGACAUGGUUUGGCCAGGAAACACUCUUAAGAUUUCUGUGUUCCAAUCUGUUAAAUAUUCUUACUUUUACUGAAAAGGUAAUUUAGAGGCCUUUGGAACAGGGAAGUAGCUUUCCAUCUUGCUUAAUGGUGAAAUACCCUCUUAAUUGCCCUUGGUAAAGUAUAAAAUCCAAAUACUGAAUGUAACUGUGGCUUAAGCCACACCUUUCUCUUACUGAGCCAUUAAGACCGGUGCACAUACUAUGCUUGGCCAUUUGGUUUAAUUUGAAUUACAAAAGGGUAUGUAAAGGAAGAAAUACCUAGUAAUCUAGUAUUGGAUAGAAGAGCAAUUCCUCUGGUAGUACAGCUUUUCACACCAUCUUAUGUUUGGACUUGACGUAAACUCAAAUGUAGAAAUUGUACAAUCUGUGGGGUGGUAGGGAAGGAAUGUUACAGCUGAGCAUUAGUCUUUGCUUUUUAGAAAGUAAAGCCGGUGCUUAUAACUUGCAGGAUACCUGCUCACUUCAGUCAUCUUUGGUUCAUUGGCUUCUAAAUUUUAUUUGUGGGUUUUUAAUGUCCUCCCCAAACAAUGCAAAGUCUGGAGAAAAGUGGUUCUCAGCAAAGAGAUUCACAUUUUACAUUGUGCUGAGAUUCUUUUGAUGCACUGAGUCGGAAAGUCAGUUGAAGACAGUGUAGCUUUUGAUGAAAUGAAUGGCAUCCUUUAAUUUGGAUAAACAUGGUAAAUAAAUCAGAUACCAGGGAGCUGCUUGCUGCCAUAAAGAGGGUCAAAUGCUUGAUUAUUGUCUGUAACCGAGUCCCAGCCUUUGAGACUGCUGGCAUUGGUGGUGAAGUAAAGGAGAUGCCUGUCUUCUUUCUGAGAGAAUCUAGACUUAAAAUUUAAGCCACAGUAUGUGCCAAUAAUGUAGUGUCACAUUUUUUUAUACAGAUGUAUGCCAAAAGAGUUUUCUACCCUGAGCAGGGUGCCAAGAAAAGGAAUCCACAAUUGCUUGUACCUUUUCUCAAUGCACAGCAGUUCCUUAUGCUUGAGGUUCUUUGACUUGUUGAAGCAUUUUAUCUUUUGUUCAUAAGUCCUUGAGCUUUCUCAGAGGUACCUGAAUUGAGGCUUUUCCUAAGAAAUUCCUUUCCAAGUAAUAGGUUCUGUUCAGAGUCCUACAUCCCAAUCUGGUUUUGACAUCUUGCUAACAUGAAGGAGCAAGUACACAGUAAUGCAGCUGCUCACAUAAGAAAAUCUACUCUUCCUUUGCACAGCUGAGAUAAUCUUUGUGAUGAUACUCCUUACUGUUGAAUAACCCAUAGCUGAAAGUUUAAAAUCAAGCUUCUCUUUUUGCAGUCAUCCUUUAUUUCCUUUUGGUUGUUCAGAAGAUAUCCCUGUUUGUUAAACCCUGUUUAUCUUGCUGCUUUUGUUGAAGGUUGUCUGAAAUUUCCUGUCUCUUGAUAAAACAUUUCAGAGCUUCACUAAAAACACUCCAACAUUUCAUUAGGUAUUACUCUGGAAACCAGUAUGCACCUGUACUUAUUCUAGAAGGUUUAUUAAGUUGAAGAACAUGUGCAGUGUAUCUUGUUAUAAUGUCUAAUUUCAUUUCAGGGUCUGCUAUAAAUCUCUUGCAUGAACUGUGCAGAAUUUCUUAUGUAUUAUUAAGCUGCUGAAUGUGCUUAAAACCUACAGCCUUUGACUCACUCCAGUGUCUGAGUAGAGUGUAAAGCAACACAGUUUGGAGAAGGCUGUAGUCACUGCAGGUAGAAAACGUGGUGCCUCCAAGUAAGUAACUGGUUUUCAGCUUGCUGGAUUAUAGUAAAAGUUCAAGGUUGGAAGUAUUUUAGGUGAAAGCUCUGAAUCCUAAGUAAACUGAAAAGAAAGAAGGAAAAUUUCAAAAAUGUGAUGACACCAUCUCAGUGACACUAAAAUUGCAACAGAAGAUGUAAAAAAUUGUAGGAGGCCUAAAUACAUCAAAUGAUGCAGUUGUUUUCCUCUUAAAACCACCAGAUUGCAUAUCAGAUUUGCAGAAUAAGAAAUUGUUGUAGAUGGCUUUUAAGCACACGUUUUUUCCUGCUAGGUUUGUACCAAAGGUUGUCCUUCCUCUUAAUUCAGUGUCGAUAGGGCAUCACUGACCUGUUACCUGCUAUCUAAAACAAGAAUAUAGUGGUGCACUAUUGACAAAGACCAUGAGAUGGAGAAAAAUUGUCUUAAGAAUUUUGCUUUGACAGAAAACAUUUGCUUUCAUUUUUUCACAACGCAUUUCUGCCCUUGUGAAAGGAGACAGUGGGGUUGAUUAAACUGAUGGAAGAGUGGGCUAGAGUGGGAACCAACUGUCAGGAGCACUGAGCACGGUCCUCACUACAGCAAUCACUUGCAGAGGGUGAUUGGAUGAGAGAUCAAGCUGUGGGCAUUUACAGACUUCUGUAUUUGUGAGUUUCAUUUGUUGUUGUCUUCAUUAAAAGACUUUUAUUAAUGCUGUUCACAAACGGGAUGGCAGAUGCGAUGCAGUAUUAGGAGAAACCUUAUUUUGAAAUACAGAAGAUGCAAUUCUGGUCUGUCUUCUCUUGGGACCAAAUCACCCUUUGUAUGUCAGUUUUCAAUAAAUUUUCUAAAAUAUUUUUUA